CAGAAACUCGAAGUGUUAACUGACCGUUUGCACGCAGCACAGAACAGUUGCGUUUGGAACGCGUGAGAGUUAAGAACAUUCGUAAGUUGUGCUUCUGCUCGUGUGCACACACAAAUCGCUAGAGAAAUAAGUUAAAGCCAUAUUUUGGAAUUUUAAAAAUUUGUUGCAAAAUUGGCGUAGAGUGAAAAGGUAACGGAAAAAAAUAAAAGUAAUGCGUUGUGCGAUUCUGAUCUUUGCGGCCGUUGUCGGUGCUGCAGCGGGUCGCAGGUAUGAUGAUCCGUCAAUAUCAGCAAGCUAUGCCUUGCCUGCUAGUGUUACCAGUGCUGUUGCGGCAUCGCGUUUGAGUAGUGAAGGUACAACAACUGCUGCUGUGCCUACUCCUGCUAAGGCAAGCCCCACAAAUGCAAGUCCAACUACAACAACAUUAGCAGCGGAGGCCUCCAGCGAAGUUGAUGGCGGCGCCAUAAGUGAAAGUACUACGGAACAAGCGGCAUCAAGCACAAACACUGCUCUUACUUCAGUUUCCAGCACAACGCAGCCACAAGUGAAACCACCACAGAAUGAGGAAGCUGGUGGCGAAACGUUGACUGAGUUGCCUAUUGCCUCACCACCAACAGUACUUUUGCCUCCAGACAGCGAUGCGGAUGCACCACAGCGGCGGGUUGUCACCUAUGACCAGCGUCAGGAGGGCCAAUAUAAUAUACGCGCCGAUUUGGAGAAUUUCAUGAUUGUACUCAUACCACCCUCGCCCUCGGAGGGACUGAAUCUACUCGAUCUACUUACGAAGUCCGCUCUGAGACGUAAUACUUUACGUUCUAAAUCCAAGCGCAAGCAUUUUAGAAAUGGCGCUGACUCAACCAAAUAUCGCCAUCCAUUGAAGUCGUCCGCUACGUUGCCGACGAGUUUGCAAUAUGUUGGGCGCCAGCAGUCGUCUGGUGGCUUGGAUGGUUCUCGCGGUUAUCUGAAUGCAUCACCUUUUCCGCAGACGCCAUUUGAUGCUUUCAUAGGCGCUCACGGUUCCCCAUCAUCGGUGCUCUCCACACUGGCAGUGCCUUCAAAUCGCUUAACGGAUUUCAUUGAGGGUCGUACGACAUCACGCUUUGACAUUGCCGCCAGUGAAGAGGAUGCUUCAGCUGAUUUACAUCCUGAUCGCCCAGUGGAUGUUUUACCACCACCAUACCCAUUAGCCUAUCAGCACCUCAUCAAACCGUAUCACCUUGAAGCCGAACCGACAGUCAUACAAGCUUUGCCGCCACCAGAAUUGAAUAGCGCAACCGCACGUAUUUCCGGAAAUUAUCUCGAUAGCUACAAUCAACUUCUUGCGCCUGGUCUUUCGGCCGGUCAUAAUGCUGCCACUGGCGAUGUUGCUACUAUUUCGACCACCACAACUACUUCGGCGGCCAUACCAACCGACAGUAACACUGGCUAUUACCGCCUUUCACGUGCUAUACGCGGUGAUAGUUAUCUAGAUACGAACCGCGUUAAUUCACUAAAUAGCAUACACCAAAGCGACAUGCAGCCAAUUUAUCGUGCCGAUCACUCGUUGGGUGCUACUUAUCUUUACCCGCCGAUCGAUACACCUCGUCUCUACUUCAAUCCAGAGUCAAGCGGCAAAGGUUUUGAGGCGCCGCACGAUGCCGUAGAUCGCUCGCAGGUUGUUGACGAUGUUGACGAUAAUGCACGCGUGGGUGAGAUGUAUGUGCCGCCGCGUGAACUGAAGGAUGACAUUGAGUGGGAACAGUUUUUCGAUUCUAUAGCCAAGGAAGCAAACGAUUCAUUGUGCCUGCCCGGCCAACGACGCGACAGCUACGGCAGAUGCCGUCAAGUUGAAGGCUAUUGAGUUUGAAGACUGCUCUGAACUACACACUAAUAUCUUUAAUAAUAAUAAAUAAAAUAAAUAGAUUUAGUGAAAUUGGACGAAAGUUUAAUUACUUAGUAGUUUUUUAAGAAGUGAAAAGUUAAAAACCCCAAGCAUUUAAAAUUUAAAAUUGUUU
Molecule: messenger RNA, 1994 nt
Organism: Ceratitis capitata (Mediterranean fruit fly)
Lineage: Eukaryota; Metazoa; Arthropoda; Insecta; Diptera; Tephritidae
Exons: 1
Coding region: 212-1840 (542 amino acids)
Source: RefSeq, a predicted model, not a curated record